Messenger RNA from Cavia porcellus (domestic guinea pig), 6047 nucleotides. It is a transcript of the gene Gigyf1, whose product is annotated as GRB10 interacting GYF protein 1. Gene Ontology annotation, biological process: insulin-like growth factor receptor signaling pathway. The transcript is spliced from 28 exons. The record is from RefSeq and is a predicted model, not a curated record. Bases 778 to 3888 code for a protein of 1036 amino acids. Lineage: Eukaryota; Metazoa; Chordata; Mammalia; Rodentia; Caviidae. Gene Ontology annotation, cellular component: cytosol. Gene Ontology annotation, molecular function: protein binding.
CGGCGUCGAAGGGGGCGGCCCCGCGGCCCCGCGUCCGCGUCACGUGGUGCGAGGCGGGCAGCCAUCUUGCUACAAACACAAACAGAGAGGAGCGGCCGCCGCGGGAGCGCCUGCGCCCCCUCCCCGCCGCCGCCGCUGCCACCGCCACCACCGCCUCCCGGCCCCGGCCCGCCGCGCGCCACCCGCUGCCACCACCGCCACCGCCGCUGCGCGUCGCCCCCGCCUGGGACCGGACCCUGCGCCCGCCCGCCUGCGACCCGGCAUCCUGGAGUGGAUGGGCACUGCAGACGCGCUGUGGCCCAGCUUCCCUCCCGGCCAGUGACGGAGCCCUCGAGCAUCCCUGGACACUGCCUGGCCUUCCUCCUCAGCUUCAGUCCCACCAGGGAUGAACCCUCUCCCAAGAGUUUCCUCUGUUGUUGUUUAGAGGGACUGGUCGCUGCUGCUACCCCCACGACCACCACUUGUCAGCCUCAGUGACUCUGACCUGCUUUCUAUUCUAUGGAUCAUUGCCAGAAGUGAAAGGCCCAGAGGAACUGAGGCCAUACCAGUAGCCAGGGGUGUGGGGACCCUAGUUAACUCCAGCAUUGACCCCUGCCUGAAGAGAGCCCAGGACCCCCUACCGCUUUUCCGGCAAGACUACCAGGUCUCCCAGUGGCCCUAACAGCUUCUGUUAAUUCAUGGUGUGAGUGGCCAGCAGCUUAGGUGUUUGGACAGUGUACACAAGGUCCUUCCUGCUCUGUUCACCCCCUGACCUCUGGGAAGCACCCCAGCUCCACAAUGGCAGCAGAGACACUCAACUUUGGGCCUGAGUGGCUAAGGGCCCUUUCCAGCGGUGGCAGCGUGGCCUCACCACCCCCUUCCCCUGCCAUGCCCAAGUACAAGUUGGCCGACUACCGCUACGGGCGAGAGGAGAUGCUGGCCCUCUAUGUGAAGGAGGACAAGGUGCCUGAAGAACUUCAGGACAAGGAGUUUGCCGCAGUGUUGCAGGAGGAGCCACUGCAGCCCCUGGCCCUGGAGCCUCUGACUGAGGAGGAGCAGAGGAACUUCUCCCUGUCAGUGAACAGUGUGGCUGUGUUGAGACUGAUGGGGAAAGGAGCUGCUCCCCCCCUGACUGGGACCUCCCGUGGCAGGGGCAGCACGAGGAGCCGAGGCCGUGGCCGUGGCGACAGUUGCUUUUACCAAAGAAGCAUUGAAGAAGGUGAUGGAGCCUUUGGGCGAAACCCCCGGGAGAUCCAGCGAAGCCAGAGCUGGGAUGACAGAGGCGACAGGCGGUUUGAGAAGUCAGCAAGGAGGGAUGGAGCACGAUCUGGGUUUGAGGAGAGCGGGGCUGGCCCAAGGAAGGAGCAUGCCCGCUCAGACAGCGAGAACUGGCGCUCACUUCGAGAAGAGCAAGAGGAGGAGGAAGAGGGCAGCUGGAGACUUGGGGCAGGACCCCGGCGAGAUGGUGAUCGCUGGCGCUCUGCUAGUCCUGAUGGUGGCCCCCGCUCUGCUGGCUGGCGGGAACAUGGGGAGCGACGUCGAAAGUUUGAAUUCGAUUUACGUGGGGAUCGAGGAGGGUGUGGUGAAGAGGAGGGGCGGGUUGGGGGGGGUGGCUCUCAUCUCCGGAGGUGCCGUGGGCCCGAUGGCUUUGAUGACGACAAGGAUGGGCUCCCAGAGUGGUGCCUUGAUGAUGAGGAUGAAGAGAUGGGCACCUUUGAUGCCUCCGGGGCCUUCUUGCCUCUCAAGAAGGGCCCCAAGGAGCCCAUUCCUGAGGAGCAAGAGCUUGACUUCCAGGGCCUGGAAGAAGAGGAGGAAGAGGCUCAAGAAGGGCUGGAUGAGGAGCAACCUGAGGCAGGCGAGAAGGAGCUACCCCCACUGCCGCCUCCAGAGAAGUCCACCUCUCCGUCCCUACUGCCCACCUUGGGCCCACUCUGGGGCACGAAUGGGGAGGGUGAUGAAGCAGUGGAGAAGGAACUCCCCGCAGCUGAAGGAGAUGACAUGCAGAGAAUCCAGCUGAGCCCUAGUAUUGGCUCUCCCCCUCCGCCCUCUGGAGACCUGGAAGAUGAAGAAGGCUUGAAGCACCUGCAGCAGGAGGCAGAGAAGCUAGUAGCCUCCCUGCAGGACAGCUCCCUGGAGGAGGAGCAGUUCACGGCUGCCAUGCAGAGCCAGGGCCUGCGCCACCCCACUGCUGCCACUGCCCUCCCCCUCAGCCACGGCGCUGCCCGAAAGUGGUUCUACAAGGACCCCCAGGGCGAGAUCCAAGGCCCCUUCACAACCCAGGAGAUGGCAGAAUGGUUCCAGGCCGGCUACUUCUCCAUGUCCUUGCUGGUGAAGCGGGGUUGCGAUGAGGGCUUCCAGCCUCUGGGAGAAGUGAUCAAGAUGUGGGGCCGUGUGCCCUUCGCCCCCGGUCCCUCACCACCCCCACUGCUGGGAAACAUGGACCAGGAGCGGCUGAAGAAGCAGCAGGAACUGGCCACGGCAGCCUUGUACCAGCAACUGCAGCACCAGCAGUUCCUUCAGCUGGUCGGCAGUCGCCAACUCUCGCCAUGUUCGCUCCGGGAAAAGGCAGCUAUGGGGGACCUGGCACCGCCGCAGCAGCAACAACUCACGACGUUUCUGCAGCAGCUCCAGGCUCUCAAACCCCCCAGAGGUGGAGACCAGAAUCUGCUCCCGACGAUUAGCCGGUCCUUGUCGGUGCCAGAUUCAAGCCCCCUCUGGGACAUACAUACCUCAGCCUCAUCACAAUCUGGUGGUGAGGCCAGUCUUUGGGACAUACCAAUUAACUCUUCGACUCAGGGUCCAAUACUAGAACAGCUCCAGCUGCAGCAUAAAUUCCAGGAACGCAGAGAAGUGGAGCUCAGGGUGAAGCGGGAGGAAGAAGAGCGGAAACGCCGUGAGGAAAAGCGCCGCCAGCAGCAGCAGCAGGAGGAGCAGAAGCGGAGGCAGGAGGAGGAGGAGCUCUUCCGACGCAAGCAGGUGCGGCAGCAAGAACUGCUCCUAAAGCUGCUGCAACAGCAGCAGCAGGCGUCAACCACAGUUCCUGUGCCACCUGCACCCAGCUCACCACCGCCACUCUGGGCCGGCCUGGCUAAGCAGGGUCUGUCCAUGAAGACACUGCUGGAGCUGCAGCUGGAGGGCGAGCGACAGCUGCACAAGCCACCUGUGCCCCGGGAGCCACCAAGGGCCCAGGCCCCCAACCACCGCUCGCAGCUUGGGGGCCUGGGUGCUGCCCCCCUGAACCAGUGGGUUUCUGAGGCCGGGCCACUGUGGGGCGGGCCUGACAAGAGUGGGGGCAGUGGCGGUGGCAGCCUGGGGCUCUGGGAGGACACGCUCAAGAGCAGUGGAAGCCUGGCCCGUGGUCUCGGUCUGAAGAAUAGCCGGAGCAGCCCGUCUCUUAGCGACUCCUAUAGCCACCUGUCAGGUCGGCCUGUUCGCAAAAAGACAGAGGAAGAAGAGAAGCUGCUGAAGCUGCUACAGGGCAUCCCCAGGCCCCAGGACGGCUUCACUCAGUGGUGUGAGCAGAUGCUACACACCCUGAGCACCACAGGCAGCCUGGAUGUGCCCAUGGCUGUUGCCAUCCUCAAGGAAGUGGAGUCCCCCUAUGAUGUACAUGAUUAUAUCCGUUCCUGCCUGGGGGACACUCUGGAAGCCAAAGAAUUUGCCAAACAAUUCCUGGAGCGGAGGGCCAAGCAGAAAGCCAGCCAGCAGCGGCAGCAUCAGCAGCAGGAGGUAUGGCUGAGCAGUGCCUCCCUGCAGACAGCCUUUCAGGCCAACCACAGCACCAAACUUGGCCCUGGGGAGGGCACCAAGGCCAAGAGGCGGGCACUGAUGCUGCACUCCGACCCCAGCAUCUUGGGGUACUCCCUGCAUGGACCUUCUGGUGAGAUCGAGAGCGUGGAUGACUACUGACCAGCCUGUCCCACUAGCGCCCUGGGCUUGAGGCCAGGAGUGGCAGCCACAGCUUGGACCCUCGGGUCCCCAGUCUGCAGGCUCCCAGCAAGGAGCAGAGGAGGAAGCAGGGGCAGGGUCCCCAGCACUUGUUACAAACCACACGAUGCACCUUAACUCACCCACCACGAGGCACUUUACAGAUUGGGGGGGAAGGGGUUUUUUCUUUUUUUUUUUUUUUUUAAUUUUAAAUGACUGAAGAAAACGUUAGGAGACAAAAAAAUUUUGUUAAAAAGCUAGAUUCUAGACACACUUUCUCCCUGGGGGGAUAGUGUGAUAAUGGAAGGUCCACAGAAGUUUUGUUUGCUUUUUUUUAAGAAAAAUGAUGAAAAAUAAUGAAAAAAAAAGUUAGGCUGAAAGGAAAAACACACUGUUAUUUAGGGCAGUGGGGACACAUGCCCCAUGGACCUGUCCUGCCUGGCCCCUGAGGCUGAACUUACCCUGCUGUCCCCGGAAGGUGGGCUGUUGGGGUAACAAAGCUGGGGCCCCAGCAGUUUGCACAGCGAGGCCCCCUCAAUGCCCCGCCCACCGGACCCGCUGUGAGCAGCUCCCUGUUGCUGUGACUGUGGCAGAGGUGUCCAGGGUAGGGGCCAAAGUCACCCCUUGGCUUCGCUGCUUUGGGGGAAAGUUGCACAAAUUGGACAAGUCGCCUCAGCCCCCAGCUGCCAUUCCAUGCGCUAGCUGAUGGGGAGAUGGGGAAAGGCCAGUUGGUGACCGCCUUCUGUCAGGGGCGGACUUGGACUCAGGCCUGCUGAGGGGCUUCCCCCACCGCUGCCAUUUCGGGAGCCUGCCGGCCUGGUGUGAUGCCGAAAGCCCCAGCUCCCUGCCUUGCCACAUGAAUGUAUUCUUUGGUUCCCAAGCCCCCCCCACCGCCUUACCUACCCCCAGAGGAGCGGAGUGGUUCCUCUAGGAGCUGGGAAGGCGCUACUUCACAGCUGGCAGAGGCCAGUCCUUGCUGUCAAGAGGGGCAGGAGAGCCUCAAAGGGCCAGAAGUGGGCGGCUCAGGUGGAGGCUGCUGCGUGCACCAGAGCGCCCUGCCCCCAGGCUGCCGUGUGGGGUGUGGAUCACCCAGCUCUGCGCCCGACCCUUCGCUGACCAAAUGGGAGAGGAGCAAGAGGCCUCCCCUCGACGUGUUUUAAAUGUCGGGUAAGGCUGGGGUCAAGAGUGCAGGUGUCUCCUGUUGCUCACCGACUUCUCCUGACCCCCACCUGGGCUUGUCUCCAUUGUUUUUGUUUGUUUUUUUGGUGGUUUGUCUAACCUUUUGCAUUCUCAUCAAACUUCUCCCAUCGACCUCAUUGCUGAGUGCAGUAUUAGGGCGACACUGCCACUGCCUCCCUCCAUGAAUGUAUUGCUCCUUACUGCCCUGGGGAAGUGGGGAGCUGCCCCAGUUUAUUUCCCCAUCUAUCUCCAGAGAGAAGACUUUUUUUUUCUUUCGUUUUUUUUUUUUUUUUGGCACCAAAGUGGCAACUGGGUCAGUGUUGGGGAAUAAGCUGGCCUCGGGGUGGCAGGGCCCCUCCACCUACUUCUCCCUGGUUUCGACAGUGUUAAGUGUCCGUGAAAAGACAAUAUUCUCUAUAAAGCAAUAAGGGGGUGAUGGGCCAGGGGGAAAUGUCUUGCUGCUGCUGGCCCCCCAGCUCCCCCUUCCCUCUUGCCAGUAUGGUGGCAUUAGAGGGGUAGGGGAGACUCCUGUUGUGACUGAAUGUAACCACCCUGCCCCUGCCACAGCCAAUGCAGGGGGAGGGGGACACUUCCUGUCUCUUCCUGUCCCUUUCCCCCCAGAGCUAAAGAGACUUUGAGUUGGGGGCCCCACAAGCCUGGAGAGGCCUUAACCCUGUGAGGAAGUGUAGGGGGAGCCCUCUCCCACCCCAUCCCCUCUGAGAGUGGUCAAUGUUUACAAGCCCUGAGUCCCACCCAGGGACUCAGAUCCCAUUGCUGUCCUGUCCCAGUCUUCCUGGGCCCUGCUGCCCCCCACCUGGGAUUGGGGUGGAAAAGGGGUCAUUCUGUGUUCCCUCAUCUGCCUUGUACCUACAGUUCCCCCCACUUCCCCAUGUGACUGUCCCAUCCUUCUACCUGCCCCAUGUAAAUACUCCUAAUAAAACUUGGUGUGUGUUCCCCCUGUC